GUUUGUACUUUGAGAGGAAUGGAGAGAAAAAUUAGACUGGAAGAAAUCUCAAGCUACCUUAAUGAUCAAUUUUAUAUUGGAUGUGGUCACUAUUCAAUUGACUACAAAGGAACAUUGGAGGAUGGAGACGUAGUGAUCAAAGCAAUCAAUGUAAUCGAUGAUAAUCUGCUGUUGAUCAAGAAAGAAAUUCGCAUAUUGCGAUCCGUUUAUCAUGAGAAUAUUGUGGAAUUUGUUGGAUAUCUGAUUGACCUGCCCAAACUCUAUUUGGUCACAGAAUUCAUCGGUUCAUCUUUAGACAAAGUAAUCCAUAAGAGCACUGAUCCAUAUACAAAUGAGCAGGCCAUUAACUGGAUGCUCCAAGCAGCCAAGGGCCUUCACUAUCUGCAUAGUUUAACGCCGAAGCUGAUUCAUCGUGAUGUACGACCUCAAAAUUUGAUGAUUGAUCAAGACAGAAAAGUGCUUAAGCUCACGAAUUUCGCCAAUACGAAUAUAAUGGGAAAAUCAGAAGCUUAUCUGUACAUGGCACCUGAGAUUUUCGAAGGUAAUCGAUUCACUGAGGAAUGCGAUGUGUUUAGCCUUGGAAUAACUUUCUGGGAGGUUCUCAGUCGUAAGAUUCCAUACAAAGAUAGUCCGUCCAAUAUGCUGACUUUAAAAAAAGUGACCCAAGAAAAUCUUCGACCCCCAUUGUUGGAUAUAUCAGAGUGUCCAGAGCAUAUAAAAGUGUUGAUAGAAAGCAGUUGGAGUCCCCAGCCAAAGCGACGACCGAAAAUGAAGAAAAUUAUUGCAGCUUUAUGAAAGAGCUCCAUUUACUGGACUCUAUAUCUAUUUAUAGUGUAUAUAUCCAUGAGCUGGACUCUACAUCUAUUUAUAUAUUCUAUCUGUUGUAAAUAAAAAGCUGGUCGAAUGGA
Molecule: messenger RNA, 908 nt
Organism: Drosophila nasuta
Lineage: Eukaryota; Metazoa; Arthropoda; Insecta; Diptera; Drosophilidae
Product: putative mitogen-activated protein kinase kinase kinase 7-like
Exons: 5
Coding region: 19-795 (258 amino acids)
Biological process (GO): positive regulation of canonical NF-kappaB signal transduction; JNK cascade; protein phosphorylation
Molecular function (GO): protein tyrosine kinase activity; MAP kinase kinase kinase activity; ATP binding
Source: RefSeq, a predicted model, not a curated record